Macrosteles quadrilineatus (aster leafhopper) is the source of this 1244-nucleotide messenger RNA. Its product is annotated as procathepsin L-like. NCBI's taxonomy places the organism in Eukaryota, Metazoa, Arthropoda, Insecta, Hemiptera, Cicadellidae. The transcript has 7 exons. Gene Ontology annotation, cellular component: lysosome. Gene Ontology annotation, molecular function: cysteine-type endopeptidase activity. The coding region runs from base 121 to 1161 and encodes 346 amino acids. Gene Ontology annotation, biological process: immune response. The record is from RefSeq and is a predicted model, not a curated record.
AUUGUCAAGCUUAGUUUUGAUUAGCAAUUUCAUUAGUAUACUGAUGUACUCAUCACAACUAUAAAUUGGCCGCCAAGAAAAGACUCAGUUAUAGUGUUUUUAUUGAACAACUAAGUCAAGAUGAAGCUGUUACUGUUGUUCGCCCUUGUUGCUUUAAGUAACUCCCAACACAUCGGUUACUCCGAGGAGGAUGAGGUACAAUGGGAACUUUUUAAGAUCGAAUAUGAAAAAGAUUACAGAGAUGAGGAGGAGCUGACUAGAAAGGAAAUCUUCAUGAACAACCUCAACUUCAUCCGUUGUCACAACGAAAAGUACGAGAGAGGAGAAGUUACUUUCACUGUAGGAAUCAACCAGUUCGCUGACUGGACCAACGAUGAGACCCGCAAGAUGAACGGAUUCAUACCACUUUCUCCCGCAUUUUUCAUACAUCGGGGCUGGAGAAGAGGAGCUACUACGGAGCUCCAGAAGAGGAGUAUGUUUGAAAUGGACGGGAACCUGGAACCUAACAAGACUGUAGACUGGAGGAAGAAGGGAGCCGUAACCCCCGUCAAGGACCAAGGAAAGUGUGGAUCUGACUGGGCCUUCAGUGCGGUUGGAAGUUUAGAAGGACAAAACUACCUGAAGACAAAGAAUUUGGUGUCUUUGAGUGUGCAGAACCUUGUUGACUGCGGCGAUUAUUAUCAUUACGAUUUAAGAGGAUGUUCUGGAGGAGAUAUAAAAGGUGCAUAUGAUAGCAGAACAAAACUUGGAAUCAACACCGAGGCUUUCUAUCCUUACGAGGCUAAAAAUGGCUCAUGCAGAUUCAGUCGUCACGAACAGACAGUCAUGAUCUAUGGCUACUUGGAUGUGAUUAGAGAAAGUGAGGAGGCUUUGCAGCAGGCUGUGGCUAAGAUUGGACCUAUUUCUGUCGCCAUCGACGCCAGACACCACUCCUUCCUUCUGUACAAGAGCGGAGUUUACAAGGAGCCUGCCUGCUCCAGCCAGAAACUAGACCACUGCAUGUUGGUUAUCGGGUUCGGAACUACCACGAAUGGAGGAGACUUCUGGUUGGUGAAGAACUCCUGGGGAACCUCCUGGGGAAUGAAGGGAUACAUCAUGAUGGCUAGGAACCACGACAAUAUGUGUGGUAUUGCUUCCCAUGCCAGCUACCCCAUCCUCUAGGCCAUCACUUAAUGGCCAAUGGGCAGUUAAAAGUUGUUGUGCUGUUACAGUUUAGUUAAUUAUAACUAAUUAGUAAAAUGUAA